Molecule: messenger RNA, 2767 nt
Organism: Eurytemora carolleeae
Lineage: Eukaryota; Metazoa; Arthropoda; Copepoda; Calanoida; Temoridae
Gene: Uba4
Product: adenylyltransferase and sulfurtransferase MOCS3-like
Exons: 8
Coding region: 13-1344 (443 amino acids)
Biological process (GO): protein urmylation; tRNA wobble position uridine thiolation
Cellular component (GO): cytosol; cytoplasm
Molecular function (GO): adenylyltransferase activity; thiosulfate-cyanide sulfurtransferase activity; URM1 activating enzyme activity
Source: RefSeq, a predicted model, not a curated record
AUUCAGAACAAAAUGGAGGAGCUGGAGAAAGAAAUAUCAGAUUUAAAGCAUCAGCUGGCAGAAAAAAACAGUCGAAUAGAAGUUCUAGAAAAUAGAUUACUGGCAUAUGAGCGGGUUGAGUGUAUUAAGGUUCAGGAUUGUUCUGGAACCAACUUGCCGGAGAUGGACAAGGAACCUGAGCUAAAUAAUAAGGAUAUUGCAAAGUUCUCCAGGCAAAUCAUCCUUCCCGAGUUCAGGGUCAAAUCACAGAGAAAAUUGAAGGGAAGUUCUGUUUUGAUAGUUGGGUGCGGGGGACUAGGGUGUCCUGCUGGUGUAUAUCUAGCUGGAGCAGGGGUUGGACGGAUAGGAUUGGUUGAUCAUGAUACUGUCGAAAUUUCAAACUUGCAUAGGCAGAUUUUGCAUACCGAGACUAGGGUAGGGGAGCUCAAGUGUGUCAGCGUUGCUAAAUCUUUAGCAGCCUUAAACCCAGAUACAGAGUAUGUUCCAAUUCACGCUGCUCUUACAAGUAUCAACGCUCUGGAGAUUAUUAAACAGUUUGAUAUCGUUCUGGACUGCACAGACAAUGUUCCCACUAGGUAUUUGCUGAAUGAUGCUUGUGUGAUGUUAAAUAAAUGCCUUGUAUCUGGGAGCGCACUGCGCUGGGAGGGUCAGCUCACUGUGUACAAUCUAACUGGUGGCCCCACCUAUAGAUGCAUGUACCCUACUCCGCCGCCGGCGGAGGCGGUUACUAACUGCAGCGAUGGCGGGGUUAUCGGCGCUGUUCCUGGGCUCAUUGGGGUUUUACAGGCAUUGGAAACCAUCAAGAUUUUAACUCAAGGAGUUUCUUCACUAAGUGGGAAACUUCUCCUGGUAGAUGCUCUGGAGGGAACCUUUAGGACGGUCAAACUACGGAACAGGACGGAAAAGGGAGGAGAUAUCACUAAACUUGUAGAUUACGAACUGUUCUGCGGAUCUAAGGCAACAGAUAAGGAUUCCGGACUUAAACUGCUGGAUGAUGGGAUGAGAAUAUCUGUGAAAGAGCUGAGCAGGAUGAGAGAAGAGGGUUCAGAUCAUAUCCUGGUUGAUGUUAGAUCAGAUACAGAGUUUGAAAUGGGAAAUAUCCCUGGCAGUAUUAAUAUUCCGAUACAUGAGUUUCAAACAGAGGCAUCACUAAGCCGACACUUUCCGAGUUUUGGUUCAAAUAAGAUAAUUUGUAUUUGCCGCCGAGGGAAUGAUAGUCAGAUAGCUUGCGCUGCUCUUAAUCAAUACUGGAAAUGGGAGGAGGGAGAGAAGGAGAUUAAAGAUGUAAUUGGAGGGUUGCAUGCCUGGGCCCGCUCCGUAGACUCUACCUUUCCCGUCUACUAAGAGUUGUUUUUAGUAAUUUGAUUCUAGUCGUUACAGAUACAAGAUACAGAUUCAGAUACAGAAUACAUGAUACAGAAUACUUGAUACGGAAUACAUGAUACGGAAUAUUUUAAACAGAAUAUUUGAUACACAAUACUUGAUAUAGAAUACUUAUACAUAAUAAAUGAUACAGAAUACUUGAUACAUAAUACAUGAUACUAAUACAUGAUACAGAAUACUUGAUACAUGAUACAUGAUACAUGGUCCUUAUCUGCUCAUGUGUAGCGGCACAGCGUAGGGAUUUCGGGAUUGCAGAUUUUCACUCAAGCUAUGUCGUUCAUGGUAAGAAACCUCUAUGGCAGAUUCUCAGGGCUUAUCUUGGGGGGGAUGGGUCAGACCAAGUAGUCUUACUUGAAAGAGGAAGGAAAAUGGCAGUGUUAUUGGAGUCAUGGCUGGUUAAAAGUCAUGAAGGUCAACUGUAGGGCGCGAGCUUUCAAGGUGGGUUUUUUUUGUCAAACAAUCUUAUAUCUUAUGUUUAAACCAUUAUCUAAUAAUAAUCUAAUAAGCUUUGUAUUAACUUCAUACUGGGGUAGUACCGAGAUGGACUACUCUGGGGGACUGUUAGUGUGCAGUUGGGCGGUGACUUUAGUCAUUGGUCUGUACUUCGACAGUUGGCCACACUAGACAGUGUGUCACCAAUUGGUACAUUAAUAGCCAAUGUGGCUAUUUUUGAUGAGGUCUCAGCCCUGACUUCUACGGAAUGAUGGUUGAUUGUUUGUUUGUUUGUUUGUUUGAUACAUGAUGCAUGAUACAUGAUACAUGAUACAUGAUACAUCAUACAUGAUACUGUAAAGUCAGGACCAAUCUAACUCUACUAGUAUUGAUAUCCCCGAUUCUUAAAAGAAUAAAAUAUCAAGGAAUAUAAUAAACUUUUCGAGGUUUUAUUUCUACCUUGGAUCCGGAGCUCUAGCUCGUAUUGCUUUUAGGUUUUAAAUCAUCUUCAUCACCUACAGAGUCUGAAUCUUCAGAGCUAUCAUCAAGAUUCUUCUUCUUUUUAUUCAAUUUAUCAGAAGUAUCUUCGUCUUUAGCAGAAGUUUCCUCAGUAGUUUUCUCAUCUCCGGUAGCUAGCAGAGAACCAGACCUACUGUCAAAAAACAAUAAUUUUCCACAGAGAAGUAAAAAUAAACAUUUCUGACCUUGCUGCCAGUUAUGUAGAUGCAUUAACUUUCACAAAAAAUAAGGUUUGAGAGUUUUUUAAGCAUUUAUCCCACAAGGCUUUCUUUAAAAUUAGAAUUUGCAUGUUUAAACUAUCCACAGAAAAAUGAACAAAAUGAAUUAUUUUCCCGAUUGAAAAAUAUGUUUAGAUUAUUGUUUACAUUGGAAAAUAAGUUACAACGACAACCUUCUUCUGCCCGACAGCGACAAGCUGAGCUUUCACGCAGAA